Messenger RNA from Ziziphus jujuba (common jujube), 1464 nucleotides. Its product is annotated as alkane hydroxylase MAH1-like. Bases 299 to 976 code for a protein of 225 amino acids. The record is from RefSeq and is a predicted model, not a curated record. The transcript has a single exon. Lineage: Eukaryota; Viridiplantae; Streptophyta; Magnoliopsida; Rosales; Rhamnaceae. Gene Ontology annotation, molecular function: monooxygenase activity; heme binding; oxidoreductase activity, acting on paired donors, with incorporation or reduction of molecular oxygen.
AGAACACAUGCAUAUUGAUUUUAGGCUUUGAUCCUCACUGUCUCUCUAUCGAAUUUCCUAAAGUAGCAUACAAAAACACUUUCAGCCAGAAAGCUGGUGGAAGUUGAAGAGUUGGCUUUAAAUUGGAGGAGAGAAGAAGCUAACCAAAUCAUUGAAAGUGUUUGAUGAUAUCACAUACCAAUGCAUAGCUUCGAAACGACGAGAACUAACUAGUGGAACUCAAAUUCAGAAAGAUGACGAAGCCAACAGCUUGGACGCACUCACAUCUUAUCUAAAGCAAGAAGAGAAGCAAAAACAAAUGGGCUCGAUUACCAGUUCAGAUCAGUUUUUAAGAGACACCAUACUCAAUCUCGUGCUAGCUGGAGCUGGCACUUUAUCCGCGGGCCUCACCUGGUUUUUCUGGCUCGUUGCAACACAUCCAACGGUGGAAACUAAAAUUCUCGAAGAAAUAAAGCUGAAUUUGAUUGAAAAACAGGACGAGAAAGGAAGGUUUUUCAACUCAAAUGAGGUGAACAAGUUGGUAUAUCUCCAUGCAGCACUAUGUGAGACACUAAGGCUAUAUCCACCUGCUCCAAUCAAUCAUAGAUCCUCAUCCGAGGAAGAUAUUCUGCCUAGUGGUCACCGUAUGAAGCCGAAGCAAAGGAUUUUGCUUUUUUUUUAUUCGAUGGGUAGGAUGGAAGAUAUAUGGGGUGAGGAUUGCUUGGAAUUUAAGCCUGAGAGAUGGAUUAAUUCUGACGGAGGUGGUAUAAUCAAAGUUUCGCCCUACAAGUUCACGGCUUUUAAUGGAGGCCCUCAGAGUUGUUUGGGUAAGAAUAUGAGUUUCAUUGAGAUGAAGAUGGUUGCCGCCACUAUGUUAUGGAAUUACAGAGUUGAAAUUAUGGAGGGACAUCCAAUUUCUCCAACCAUAUCCAUCACACUUUAUAUGAAACAUGGUCUCAAGGUUAGAAUUUCCCAAAGAGAUGUUGUUGACCAUUAGUGAAAGAGUAAGGUACUAUGCAUGCAUAAUCUUGUUAGUUUUCUGGUAAUUAAUUAGCCUAAAUAAGUGUAUACAUAUAUACACAGAGAGAUCUAGAGAGACAGUUCUGUUUAUAUUAAACUUUAUUGUCUGACAUGCAUUUACAUGUAGUUUUAUAUAUGUUUGAGUGGUUUUAUAUAAUUUCCUUGAGCGUUGAAGUUUAUUUGUUAUUGUGCAUCCAAUAUUUAUAAAUGAAAUUUUUUUUUAUUGACAUAAAUCCUUGAAUUGACAGUUUCUGUAGGUUUUAGCGUUGAAGUUUAUAAGUAGGUUUUAGCGUGAGGAAGAGGACGGCUUAUCUUAUUUUCUUUGAUUUUACUUUCUGUUAUUUCGUUUUUUUGUCUCAUUUUAAAUAUUUUUGUUAAAUAUCAAAUAUUUGAAUUGAAAUUAUUUUAUAUUGUAAAUUGAGUAUUUUUUAUAUCCAAUUGUUUAGUUUUUUGUUUUUUUUUGUU